AUGAAGUUCUCGCUCGGAAUUCUGUUUUUCUGCUCUUCCGUCGCUUCAUUGGAUCUCAAUGAAAUCAGUGAGUUUUGAGGAGAGAUCAGUCCGGUACCAAUUGGGGGGUUUCAGAGAGAAUGAAGACGGAUCCAACUACGAUUGCGACCACGACUACAACUGUUACCACCACUACUCCAACUACUACGACCACUGCGCCCACCACUACCACAACCACCCCAACUACCACAACCACAGAAGCUAUCACAUUCUCAAUUGUGGAUCCCGGUGUAAUGCUGAUUGACUGCCCGACCGGAUGUCCGACGGGUUGGAAAUAUCUCAACUCCAAGUGCUACUUUGUGAUUUUCAUAUCAUCUUUUUUAUCACUAACAAACUUUAUUGUAGAAGUAUGAUGUGGCAGCGACAUAUUCGGAGGCUCAAAGUGCCUGUUCUGCUCAAAGUGCUCAAUUGGCAACAAUCACGAGUUUCGAUGAGAAUGACGCGUUGAGAAGUGAGACGAAUUGAAUGAUGUUCUUAUUUAACAAGAAGCCUUUCGUUCCAGAAGCAUAUGACUCGAAUCUUCUCGUGGACGAGACGAAGGAAACGUGGAUUGGGCUUGAGUUGACGAGUGGGGCGUGGAAAUGGACGGACGGAAGCGCCAUGAGCUACUCGAAUUGGGCUCCCACACAACCGGCCAGUGAUCAGUGUGUUCAGGUAAAUGGAUGACCGUUUUUCGAAAAUCCUUUGAGUAUUCAGAUGAUCACGGACGCACUGAGCAAUUCCACUUAUUUGUAUCAACGUGGCGGCUGGAAGACGUAUAGUUGUACCCAGAAGUCAGCGGGUUACAUCUGUGAGAAAGGAGCGACGGCACAAUGAUUUUUUGUUUGGGAAAAUGAUUGAAUCAAUGAAAAUAGUUUUCAAUGUGUUUCCUUUUAUAACACUGUCAUUGAUCGUACCGCUCCCUGGACAGUUUAGAAUUGCUUAGCCAGCAUUCUUUAGAUCCAGUUGCAAUAAUCCAAUCCGACCCAAACUUUACAGGCGUCUCAGUCUUGGAUUGGAGUAUCUUAGGGCCUAG
Caenorhabditis sp. 36 PRJEB53466 is the source of this 1054-nucleotide messenger RNA. The record is from the annotation of a GenBank genome assembly. NCBI's taxonomy places the organism in Eukaryota, Metazoa, Nematoda, Chromadorea, Rhabditida, Rhabditidae.